AUGCCAGCUCAAUUAGAUGGAUUUGUGCCUGCUCAUUGCAUAUUCUAUAGCUUGUUUCAUCCAACAGAAGGAACGAAAGUGAGACAUGAGUUUCCUCCAGGCUGCUUGGAAGCCAGCGGUAUAAAGUUUGACACUAUCAAAAAUUAUAUUAUUCCCAAACCACAGCUCUGUAACAAGCUUCUGACUUUCAAGUAUGGCUCAUAUCGACUGGUAUGCUAUCCAGUAACUGUGGUGGCUUCAUACUAUGCUCGGAAUUCUUUCAGUUUCAAUUUUGUGUUCGUGUUCCCUUAUGACUGUGCUACUUCCCCUUAUGAGCCGACCAUCAAGCGGCUCGGUAAAAUGUUCACAGUUUUAGAGGAACAGUCUCAACUUCUUUCAAAAGCUGAGAGAGAUUUGGUAUAUUUUCGUCUAAAAACCAAUGAUGCUCAUAAGCAUACCACGCAAGAUAACUCCCUAGACAAUGAAAAUCCAAACACACUAGGUGUAGCGGAUGGAAACCAAGCUCAGGAGCGAGGAUAUGCCUUUGAGAAGUAUCAGGAAAUAUUAAAGGAUUUGAGUGGUACCAGCAAGAGACUCGCCGUGGAUGAUUUGAUAACAAGAAUAUUCCAGGAUUUAAACAACUAUUCAGAAUGUUUAAUUCCCAUUGACUCAGGGAAUGCAGUUGAUAUAAAGUUAUUUCCUUUACUUUCUCCACCUAAUUCCUGCUUGUCAUUUGAGGACGUUCCAAUUUCGACGGUGAACUUGGCGAAGUUAAUCGAUGUCAAUUGGGAUCCAACAAUGUUAGGAAUUGUUCCCUAUAUCAACGGAAUAAACAGUAUUGCAAAAAUUGCUCGCUUUUGCAACAGUGAUCUCGACUUGGUCAUCGAAUGCAUAAAACACUUAAUAUACUAUAAUUGUGUGGCGCUCGUCGAUAUUUUUCAAUUUAGCAACAUUUAUGCCCCAACCAGCGAGCUCAAUCGUUUCCUCAUUGAUUCGACUUUAGCAGCAGCAUGCCAAUUGUAUGUCACAUUCAAAGACUCGACUGAAAUUUCGGUGCUUCCACUGGAUACACGAUCCAAGAGGCUAAGCAGUACCAGCAACGCAAGAAGCCGAAACUCGAGCGGUACUAUGGACAUUUCUCAGAAGGCGAGAUAUUUCGGACCAAGAGACGGAUCAUCUAUAUCAAAUACAGAGUCAUCGUUAAAUGGCUAUCAAAACACACCUCAAUCCCAUAACUCCUCAAUUCCAUUGCGCAGUAUGACCGAUGGUGGCCUCUCCCAAUCCGAGGGGGCUGGAUACGAAAAUGGAAUAACACUCCCUUCUAAAUCAUGUCUUUUUGAUUUGUACCGAUCUUUAUCGCAGGGUCAAACUGUCAGGGAAUGGUACCGAACCCAUUUCGAAAAGCUACGAUCUGCUCGAAUAGAUGUAAGAAGAUUUAUUACCUUUGGAACUAUACAUGGGUUAUUAUAUCGUUGUUAUUCUAUUCCAGUAGUAAAGAAUGUAGGCCUUUUGGAAAGUGUUAAAGCUUCCAGUUCUUCCAAAGACAUCAAUACCAAGCCCGAAGGGGGCCUAUCACACGGUGACACACUCAACAGUGUCUUUCCUGCUGCUGAUAUACAAGUGGCCGGUGGUAAUGCCAAUUCGAACUCACAUAGAGGAAGGACCAGAAACUUUUUAACAGCGGAUGCCGCAGAAGAAGCAUUGAAAGAUGUUUAUAGGAAGUUAAGGCUAGAAGAUAACCAAAACGGCUCUUCUAACAUGAAAAGUCCAAUGGCGAAAUUUUUAACUAAGGCAUCUAGCAACUCGCCGGAAAUAUCCCCGGUAGAUGGCUUGAAUUUUAGCGCGGACUCAAGGAAUAAAGUCGCGUUUGACAUGAGAAGGCCACUAACACCAGCUUCGGCCGACGAACGCAGAAAAGCGGAAGUGAAUCAAACCAUUGCCGAAAAGAAAGCGGAAGAACUCCUCUUGCUCCGGUCGAUAAGAGAUAUUGAGAAUUUCGAUAAAAUUUGUACGCGAUUAGAGAAGGACCGCGAAGAGGUUGAAGGCAUGAUACGCGAUCUAGGUCCCUAUCAAGUUAUACAUUCAUAA
This is a messenger RNA of Lachancea dasiensis, 2067 nucleotides long. NCBI's taxonomy places the organism in Eukaryota, Fungi, Ascomycota, Saccharomycetes, Saccharomycetales, Saccharomycetaceae. The record is from the annotation of a GenBank genome assembly.